Molecule: messenger RNA, 1377 nt
Organism: Ogataea parapolymorpha DL-1
Lineage: Eukaryota; Fungi; Ascomycota; Pichiomycetes; Pichiales; Pichiaceae
Product: putative transferase CAF17, mitochondrial
Exons: 1
Coding region: 1-1377 (458 amino acids)
Cellular component (GO): mitochondrial matrix
Molecular function (GO): protein binding
Source: RefSeq, a predicted model, not a curated record
AUGAGACGCUUUUCGACGUUCCUCAGUUUGCGGGCAAUUCCGCCACGAGGACUUGUCAAACUUAAUAGAAAGCUGCUUGAGAUCAAGGGUCCAGACUCCGCCAAGUUCUUGAAUGGACUGCUGACGACUAAGAUGCUUCCCACUUUUGAGAAAAAGAACCUGACCACGAUAUCUGCCAGUGAUCUACAAGCAUUAGAGAACUCCAAAAUGCUCGGACUCACCGACGAACAGAUGCAGACCGAGAAUUGGGGCAUUCUUCACGAGGACGAGACCUACGACCCAGAUGUCCCAGAAAGACUGGGCAUCAGGAGGGACGGACGGUAUUCCAUGCUUCUGAACUCUAAGGGACGAGUUCUGUCCGAUUUAUUUGUCUAUCCAACUCCCUAUACCCCAAACAACGGCCCCAAGUACUUGCUUGAGAUGGCACCAAAGAAUUUCGGUCAAAUCCAGAUGAUGCUCAAGCUGCACAAACUUCGAGCAAAGAUCGAUAUUUCGGUUGCAAAUUAUAACUCGUGGUUUUAUUACGACCACUCCGAGGAAUUCGACGAGUUUUACGACUUAUUGCAGUCCGAGUAUCUCAAUAAUAGAAACUCCAAGAGUGUGGAAGCCGCUUCUACGUGGAGCAAGUAUUUACAAGAUAGGCUUGUUAAUGAGGAGAUACUGACGGAGGCGGAUGCCUCGCAAUUACAAGGAUUUGCGAUCGACGACCGUGCGCCAUGUUUUGGGCUCAAAUUCGUUCUUCCCCCAGAAAGCCAGCUCCAAAACCUAGAGGAUAUCAAAGUGGGGCACGAAGUUUAUGAUACCUUACGCACUUUGGUUGGAAUUUCAGAAAUUUCCGACUUCAAGUCCGAAACACUGCCCUUCGAAAAUAACCUCGAUUACAUGAAUGGAAUCAAUUACAAUAAGGGAUGCUAUGUAGGUCAAGAGCUCACUAUCAGAACGUUUCAUUCGGGCGUCAUUAGAAAACGAGUCAUGCCGAUACAACUGUUCAGAGUUGGAGAGCCCGUGAGCGAGGAAUUAAAAUUGGCAGACGAAGACCUGGGUCUGGGCCAGUAUACGGACCUGCAGCUGAUCAACACGUCCAAGAAAAACCAAGACGCCGAGCCUCAGUCUUCAAACCCGUUUGGAUCGAAGAUGCGCAGAGACAAAAAAGUUGGAGAGAUUAUCAGAGUGCAGAAUAAUAUUGGCCUGGCCGUUGUAUAUGUGGCCGAGAUCAGUCGUGACAACGCGCCUGGUAAUAACGAAUUCCCUAUAGUAUCAAGGAGUUCGUCAGAGGUCGCUGGUAAGUUUAUUGCCAAGGUUCAUAUACCUGAAUGGUGGCCCCUAGAAGAGCUGGAGGAGGAGGAGGAGGAAGAGGAAAAAGAACACGACGAUUAA